AUGGGAGAGCAAGAGAAGUUUUAUCCAUUUGAUUUGAAUGAAUCUAGUUAUCUAGAUGAGGUUGUUCGGGAUGGAGCGCAAGAGAAGCAUUAUUCAGUUGAUUCGAAUGAAAUUGGUUGUCCAAGCGAAGUUAUGGUGACAGAAAAUGGCUAUGAUGUGGUUGUUCGAACUAAUACCGAAGACAUUAGUGUUAUUGAGGAGGCUACGGGAGAUGAUAUCACUAUGAUUGGGAAAAUAUUUAAGUCGGAAGAUGAUGCAUAUGAAUUUUAUAAUGUUUAUGCAAGAAGUGUCGGUUUUAGCGUGAGGAAACAUUGGGCUUCGAAAAGAAAAGUAGACAAAAAAAUUAUUGGAAGGACAUUUUGUUGCUCAUGUGAAGGCCAGCGGGAAAAACAUACAAGAGGAACACCAACUAAACCUCGGGGAGUGACGAGAACAGGUUGUAUGGCAAGAAUGCAAAUUAAAAUCAAUGACAAUGAAAACUAUUAUGUUGUGGAAUUUCUGGACGAUCAUAACCAUGAGCUUGCAUCUUCAGAUAAGGUGCAUUUGUUGCGAUCACAAAGAAAGAUGCUACCUGCUCAAGCUACUUUAAUAAACAAUAUGAUUUCCAGCGGAUUUGGAGCAACUAGGAUUUUCUCGUAUAUGAGCGAAGAAGCAGGAGGGCCACAAAAUCUUAAUUUUACUCAAGAAGACUGUAAUAAUUUGGUGCAAGGAAAACGCAUUGAAUGGAUGAAAGCGGGAGAUGCACAACUUCUUUUAGACUACUUCCAAGCAAAGCAAAAAGAAAAUAAGUCUUUUUUUUACACUAUUCAACCUGACGAAGAAGACCGUAUUAUGAAUAUUUUCUGGUGCGAUGCAAAAUCUAGGCUAGAUUAUAGUGCAUUUGGAGAUGUUGUGUGUUUUGACACUACAUUCAAAACCAAUGGUUAUGACUUGCCAUUUGCACCAAUCUUUGGGGUGAACAAUCAUGGUCAGACUAUACUAUUUGGAAGUGCUUUAUUAAAGGAUGAGAGUACACGUUCAUUCUUAUGGUUGUUUGAAACAUUCCUCACAGUAAUGGAAGGAAAAGAGAUGAAAACUAUAUUUACUGAUCAUGCCAGCCAGAUUGCCAACACAAUUAAACAGGUAUUCCCUAAUGCUCAUCAUCGUCUCUGCUUAUGGCAUAUUUUCCAAAAUGCUGCGAAACACUUAUCACAUAUUUUUGGCAUUCAUGAAUCAUUUUUAAGUGAUUUUAGAAAAUGUAUUUAUGAUUAUGAGACUGAAUAUGAGUUUCGAUCAAGCUGGGAACAACUGCUUGAAAAAUAUGAGUUAAAGGAUGACAAAUGGUUGAACAACUUAUUCAAGUUACGUGAAAAAUGGGCACAAGUAUAUGGCAGAGAGCAUUUUUGCGCUGGUAUGACAACCACUCAAAGAAGUGAGAGCAUAAAUAAUUACUUCAAAAAAUAUUUCAAGAAGAAACAAAUUCUUCGAGAGUUUGUGGGUCAAUUUGAUAAAGCAGUUGCUGCUCGGCGCGAAAAAGCCAAAAAAGCAGAUUACAAAUCUAUGGCAACGAGGCCAAACUUGACGUCAGUAUGGGAAGUAGAAGAAAAAUCAUCUAAAAUAUAUACUAGUAAGAUUUUCAAUGAAUUCCAGAUGCAAGUUAAGAGGCUCAUUGACCUUGAAUUCAAACUUGAUAGUGAUGAUGGAACAACUAGCAUAUACAAAGUAUCAUCCUAUAUUGGAAAACGAGCACCUCGCACGAUUUCCGAUCUUCCAUCAGAAUACUACUUGAAAAGGUGGACGAAAGAUGCAUCAAAUAGUAUAGUUAUUGAUUCUCAAGGAAAUAGUUUAAUGGUUGAUUGUGAUCCAUCUUUAUCAGCACGUUAUAGUGAGUUGUCACACUUAGCGUUAUCUAUAGCUACAACAGGUUGUAUAAAUGAGGAAGCAAGUAUAUUUGUAAAACAGGCGUUGUUGCAGGUUCUUAAAGAGACAAAAUCUCUUUCGACAGCCCAGCCUAAUAACGUUGGAGUUGAUCGCGAAAAGAAUUUGCUUGAAAUAAGCGAUGAAGAUGAAGAUCUUCCACAGGGGAACACAACACUAAAAGAUCCCAUUCGAAAGAAAACAAUAGGGGAGUCUUCUGCGAGACAUAAAGAUCCUGUGGAGGUGGGGAAAAGGGGAAAGAAGGGGAAAAAAGGAAAAAUGACUAAGAACAAAAAAUGA
Messenger RNA from Papaver somniferum (opium poppy), 2196 nucleotides. Its product is annotated as protein FAR1-RELATED SEQUENCE 5-like. Lineage: Eukaryota; Viridiplantae; Streptophyta; Magnoliopsida; Ranunculales; Papaveraceae. The record is from RefSeq and is a predicted model, not a curated record. The coding region runs from base 1 to 2196 and encodes 731 amino acids. The transcript is spliced from 2 exons. Gene Ontology annotation, biological process: regulation of DNA-templated transcription.